AAACAAUCAAUCAUCUACGUCGUCUUUCUACUUGAAGCAGGUACUUUACGAUGGGACCCCGCGUAGUCCAAUUAUCUAUACAGAUAUUUUGCCGACGUCUUCCGUCACUUUACCAGUCCUCUGUCCUCCUUCUACGCCCUCUUUCUCGCCUACAGAAUUCGCCUCAAAACGCAAUACACUAUUCCCAUCGAUUUACCAGCAUGUCCUCAGUCUCUGCCCCCACUUCUACGUCUGCCAUCGGACAACAGCCCUUGCCUAUAGGAUUACAACUCAAGUCAUCUCUAGGCAAGUGCUAUAUCAUUGACGAAGUACUUUCCAAGCGACCUGCCGCUGGAAGGAUUUGGUGUGUGUACCGCGCGACACACGAGGGGAAACAGUUCAUUCUUAAGGACAUUAUCCCAGGCGACUUCGAUUACCUUAUUUCGCUACAGAAGCACGUCGAGCACUCUCCCCAUGUCCGAACAGCUGUAGAUAGCAUUCCUGAGCGGCAUAUUCUCGUCUUCCCCUAUCUCGAGAAGGGACUGCUCCAUGUCGACAUCGCAGCUCUUUCUUCCGUCGCCAAAAAGGCCAUCAUAAGGGAUGCUCUCGCUGGCCUCGCUGAUCUGCACGACAAACACAUCAUCCACACCGAUAUCAAACCCACAAACAUCAUGAUGGAUUCCUUUAAACAGAAUAACGGCGACCUUAGAUAUUGCAACGUCCAGAUCACCGACCUAGAAGCUGCGGUGAUACUUCCGCCCAAGGCCAAGGGCCUCACAGACCGCUUGUCAGGGAACCACUUCUGGAGAAGCCCGGAGGCUUGGGCUCGGGGAAUCCAGAACACCCCAUCGGAUAUCUACUCCUUUGCCAUCGUGGCAAUAUUCGCGUGGACAGGGAGGAUGGUGUUUUUUUCAGACGAGGCGAACCGUGCUUCCCCCGAGAAGCAGGCGGAGCUGAUACUCCGGCGCCACCUGUCCUUCUUUGCCAGCGAGAUGGAGGAUUUCGAGGGGUUUAUUGCUUAUCACGGGGGAGACGAUAAUCCGUUUGUCAAGCGUCUCAAGGGACUGCUCUGUACCUUCAGCGAGGAGGACCCGAGGCUGCCAUUUGGGAGGUGGCAGCAGGUAGACCCCCAGUUCAGGGAUCUCAUCUGCAAGAUGACCUGUAUGGAUCCUUCGCGGAGGAUCACGGCGCGGGAGGCGUUGCAGCAUCCUUGGUUUGCUCAAGACUAGGAGGCCUGGUACAGCUGUUCGCAAGCGAGCGCUAUCUCUAUGUACAAUAGGUUUAGGGUGAACGUCAUGGUACCAUAAGAUAUACCUAUUCCAAGACGAAUGAGCACAUUGUUCGACAGAUGCUUGGUCCACUC
Thermothelomyces thermophilus ATCC 42464 is the source of this 1342-nucleotide messenger RNA. RefSeq lists its product as uncharacterized. The transcript is spliced from 4 exons. Gene Ontology annotation, biological process: protein phosphorylation; mitotic DNA damage checkpoint signaling. Lineage: Eukaryota; Fungi; Ascomycota; Sordariomycetes; Sordariales; Chaetomiaceae. Bases 201 to 1208 code for a protein of 335 amino acids. Gene Ontology annotation, molecular function: ATP binding; protein serine/threonine kinase activity. Gene Ontology annotation, cellular component: nucleus. The record is from RefSeq and is a predicted model, not a curated record.